Rhodotorula graminis WP1 is the source of this 198-nucleotide messenger RNA. RefSeq lists its product as uncharacterized. The transcript has 3 exons. Gene Ontology annotation, biological process: regulation of DNA-templated transcription. The record is from RefSeq and is a predicted model, not a curated record. Gene Ontology annotation, cellular component: nucleus. The annotation marks the transcript as partial. Lineage: Eukaryota; Fungi; Basidiomycota; Microbotryomycetes; Sporidiobolales; Sporidiobolaceae.
GACCCGAACGAGCCGACGUACUGCUACUGCGACCGGGUCUCUUUCGGCGAGAUGAUCGCGUGCGAGAACGACGACUGCAGCCGAGAAUGGUUCCACCUCGGCUGCGUCGGCCUCGAGCAUGCGCCCGAGGGCAAGUGGUACUGCGACGACUGCGUGCGCGAGCUUGGCAUCGACCCGGCGACGAUGCGGCGCAAGUGA